Molecule: messenger RNA, 631 nt
Organism: Pseudopipra pipra
Lineage: Eukaryota; Metazoa; Chordata; Aves; Passeriformes; Pipridae
Product: killer cell lectin-like receptor subfamily B member 1C
Exons: 3
Coding region: 138-497 (119 amino acids)
Biological process (GO): regulation of natural killer cell mediated cytotoxicity
Cellular component (GO): cell surface; plasma membrane
Molecular function (GO): signaling receptor activity
Source: RefSeq, a predicted model, not a curated record
GCCCCUUCCCCAAACUUAAGCCAGGCUGGAGCCUCCCCCAGUCCCCCCACAGUGCCUCAGCGCACCGGGGUCCGUCCGUCCGUCCGUCUGUCUGUCCCACAGAGGCCGAGGGGUGCAGGCUCUGCCCCGUGGGCUGGAUGCUGGGCAGGACCAAGUGCUACUGGGUCUCGGAAAGGAUGAACUCGUGGCACGGGAGCCGGGAGGACUGCGGGGCCCGCGGGGCCGCGAUGGCGAUGCCGCGGGACAAGGACGAGCUGGAUUCCCUCAACGAGACCCUGAGGAAACCCACGCGCCACUUCUGGAUCGGGCUCUCGGUGCCCGCGCCCGGGAUGGGCUGGACGUGGGUGAACGGCUCCCGCCCGGACUGGAGCCGGUUCCCGCAGGACCUCGGGGAGGGUCCCGGAGCCUGCGGGGCGCUCAAGGGGGACAGGAUCGACCCCCGCGCCUGCGACACGGGGCUGCAGUGGAUCUGCCAGACGGAGUCCGCCCGGAUCUGAGCCUCCAUCGCACCCAAACCCCACCGUUAAUGCGCGAAAAAAUCCCGAUUCCCGUGGGUUCGGCACCCACCGGCAGCUCCCGGGGCACGGGCAGGACCGCGGCCGGGGAAAGUCGGGGGGCGGAGGAGAAAUCG